AUGGGUCAAGUCAAACCACAGCAGCAGUCGGGAAAGAAGGCGCAGCCGAACGGUCGAGGCCAGCGACAGCGGGGUGGACGUGGCCGGCACGGUCGAAAGCAUCGAACUCCUUCCCACUGGUCUUUUGCUCAGGACUUCGCAGCCGGACCUCCCUCCUCCGCCUCCAAACCCUGGGUUUCCCUUGGAAAUCUCGACUUCAGCCUUCAGCGGUGGAUGAGAAACGGAAACCCGGAUCAGACGCUCGCUAAUUGGGGCCUCGACACUGAUCACUAUGCUUCACUUGAGGACCGCGUCCUUGCCGAUAUCGCGCUCAAGUGGCCCGAUGCGACCGUUUCCCUGCUCUACGAGAAGACGCAGGAGGCGAGGGAGCACGUUUACCAUCACUUCGCGAGCAAGGCGCAGGCCCGUCUUAGUCUUGAGGCUAGCGACUGGUUCAUCCUGGAGGCCUUGUGGAUCAUCAUGAACAAGGCCCAAACUGGCAUGAGAAAUCUCCCUGAGAACCGCAAGUACUCGUACGAUUACACUUACUCGCAGCUCCGUUCGUUCGCGAGCGGUCCGGUGGAUAUGCAGUACGCUUUCUACCUGAAGAAAUACGAGCGAUCUCGCACCCCGGGCGCUGCUCCGACAACCACCCCAAUGUCGUCAGUCCCUGCCGCCGGUUCCUAUCUCAUCGGAGAUCAGACGCGCAUGCCGACGACCUGGAUGGCACCUCCUCCCACUCAUGGAGGGCUCUUUCAUACUAGCCAUGGAAGCUCUUUCGUCCCGAUGCCUUCGCAGGGAACUUGGAUGGUGGGAGGAGGCAUGGGUCAGGCGAUCGCUCAUGGCGGCCCCGCGAGCCACUUGUAUGCUUCGGCUCAGCAUCUUCCCGGAGCUCAGCAGCGUCCUCCCUUGACCUACUACUAA
Messenger RNA from Colletotrichum orchidophilum, 903 nucleotides. RefSeq lists its product as uncharacterized. The transcript is spliced from 2 exons. Bases 1 to 903 code for a protein of 300 amino acids. The record is from RefSeq and is a predicted model, not a curated record. Lineage: Eukaryota; Fungi; Ascomycota; Sordariomycetes; Glomerellales; Glomerellaceae.